CAACCUGGCUUGAUGCCCGUUUGUUCCUCUGUUAGCUACCAGUGGAAAAAUCUCCAGCUAUACCUGCCUUGCACAUUGAUCGACAACCCUCAAUCGUGGACAGCAAAGAAAAGGGCCCAAUAUGGAUCGGACUCGAAGAUCAAGAACAGCAAGAACACGAAGGCCAGCUAAUACAGGAUGGACCGAAGCAUACCUAAGGGCCCAAAUGAAAGAGAAUAAACUAAAUCUCUCGGGAAAGUCUCUGAAUGAAAUACCACCUGCCGUCUUCCGUAUCGAGGAACUUGAAAUCUUGGAUGUUUCAGACAACCCUCUGGGUUCCAUACCGGCUGACAUUGCGAGUCUUGCUAAUCUAAAAGAAAUGAGAGUAGCCGGUUGUCCCAUCACAGAAAUCAGUGGUACCAUUUCGGGGUGCAAAUAUCUGAGCAUAAUUGACUUUUCACGGAAUCCUUCAAUUGCUACAGUAACUCUUCCAGCAACAAUGCAGCAGCUUAGGUACCUUGAGUACGUUGUUUUGUGCAAAUGCAACCUCAGAUCACUCCCAGGCAAUCUUACUGUCCUGGCCACAGUUGAAACCCUUGAUCUGUCAACUAAUGCCUUGACAACUCUCCCAGACAACAUUUCAGGUAUGAGGCAACUUAAGAUCCUGUUCCUCAACAACAACGCAUUUGAACGCAUUCCAGAAUCAAUCAAGUCGCUCGGAUGUCUUGAAAUCUUAGAAAUGAAGAAGAACAAACUGAAAAACCGUCAUCGCGACUUACAGCUGAACGUCCCUCGGAAGUUGAAGAUCUUGGAUAUGGAGGACAACAGUUCCUUAUGUUUUCUGCCUGCAGGGAUUGAGAAGUUGGAACACAUUGAAAAACUUAAUCUCAGCUACUGUGGUAUUGAGACCCUUCCGGACUCUAUCGGAGAGUCGUCCUCCUUGAAAGAAAUCCACCUUGCCGGCAACAAACUGCGCAAGCUUCCAGACGGCUUGGGACGCCUACUGAACCUGGAAACUCUCGACUUGGAAGGAAACCGUCGUCUGUACGGUUUGCCACCUGCACUUCACCGCCUGCGGAAGCUGAAAGACAAAAAGAUAGGGACAAAAACCGGUCUUGUGCUGAAUGACACUCCGGCAUUGCAGCUACCAAACCGCACAAUUGUGAAAGAAGGCGUGGUCUCCGUCCGCACUGAGCUGUUGGCAGAGGAUUGCUUCAACAAGGUCGCAGUAACCAUUGCGACGGAGGUUGUUGACGACACAAUCAUCGAAAUUCUUUCAGACGACAUCGUCACCAUUGUUGAUGAGAGUAUGGCUGAGCACCUUAUGCUGUAUAUGACAGAUGAUGCAAUCGCAGAAGAAGAAUGCGCAGAGGACGUUUGGAAGUCUAUCUUUGAAGACGCCAACAUGUCACUUGUGACGGAAAUUAGCGACGAAACGGUGGGCGAAGAAACAGCUGUCCUAGAUGCAAAGGCAUGUCCGGUGAUGGAAGAACUUUUGGAGGAAAUCAUCAAGGCUACAUUAAAGUCUAUCGCUUUAGAAGAGGAAGAGGAAUUGCGCCUUGGCCCUACCGUUCCAGAGGAGUACGGCAAGCUGUUUAGUUAUGAGAUAUCAACAGACACAAGCACCGUGCAGUCGCUGGACCUCCCUGCAGGCUGCAACCUGAGCAUUCCUCCCGGAGCUACAGAGGAAGACACAUCAGUUAUCACAGUAGUGCUGAACCCACACGGGUACGACGGAACGCUCGACCUAGAAGACACCGAGCUUCUGGUCAGCGACAUCAUCGAGAUGCGACCAUCAGGAAUGACGUUCUCCGAGCCCGUAAAGCUGAAGAUUCCACACUCCUUACCCAAGUUUGACUGCGAAAGGGAGUACAUUGUGAUGACGUCAGAGGAUGACGGCGGUACGUGGUUGGCUCUGGAAACACUGAGCGAAGAAGAGAACGGACAGCGGUUUGUUACGGUAGAGGUAACGCACUUCUCUUCAUUUGCUGUCGUGGCGAGACCAUUGAAACACGGCUUCAGAGUAAGGAAAGGCGAAUCAUCACCCCUGACAUCCUCAGAGCAGACAGGGAUUGAGAUCAACCUUCCUGAGGACUGUAUCCCUGAAGAGCAGGAGAUCUCGUUUACUGUGACGCCAGUCGACAGAGACACACUUGCGUGUGCUGGGAUGGAGGAUGCAGUAGACAACAUGAGUCAUAUUCUCAACUUUUUUAAAGGCAGCGACCUACUGUUGAACCGCCCCGCUACUGUUGUUCUGCCCCUGUCACCCGGAGAAGAAGACAGCCAAGUCCGUGUCCUCAGCUGCGAUGAGAACGGAGACUGGGAAGACGUCACCAGUAAAGUGGAGAAUGUCGUCCUACAGGGAUCAAAGGUGGCUUUCCAGACAGACCGACUCAGUUCUGGUUUUGUCGUUCUUCGCUGCCGUGACGGGACGGAUGUAAGUGGGAUCGUCAACCUGGUGACGAGAAACGUCCGGGCCCGACGCGUCAGGACUGUCAUCUUCAAGAAGUGGAAGGAACCCCGGGAGGACGGCGUCAUGACUGCCCGGAUGGAGUGUGUGCUGGAGGAGUCUGUGGACGAUCGCAUAAGUCGCACCCAAACCGAGGACAAAUACGAGCUGCAGGAAGGCACACCAACCCCUCCAGUCGCCAUGCUGGAAAACGAGACCGUCUGCGCCAUCUUCCACGGAAACAUCCGCCCUGAUGUGGAAGAGGUGAACGGCAUGUAUGGAGUCAACUUUAAGUUCUACUGCGAGAGAACACGUAGGCUGGAAUUCGAUGUGAAGGUGUUGGAUUUGGGCGAAGACUUAUUCUCCAUGGUCGAGCUGUACCCGGGACCAAGGGAAAAUUAUCACACGAUGAGUGCCUGGGAAAUGGCUGAGCCCGCAACGCCCCUCGCGGUUGCUGGAAUAACUACACCCAGAAACCAAGACGUCAGCAUUCAGCCACCAGAAGAUAGUGGUCGAGAGAACGAGUCAGGGGAAUCAGAGGAAAGUGGUCGAGAGCAGAACGGUGAGGAAUCAGAAGAAAGCGGCGCUGUUGGUGGCAAUGGAUUCAAUGAACAACUGAACAGCAACUAUCCUAGUGUGACAGUUGACAGCAGGCUCCCCAUCAUCGACUAUGAACAGCUAGACUUCCCGGGGACGUCCCUUAUUGGCCAGGGAGCGUUCGGGUCUGUGAAGAAGGCCUUUUAUCGGAGAUGGAGACAGGAAGUAGCUGUCAAAAGUCUGACCCUUGAAAUAUAUGGAACAAGUGAGCAAGAGCUGCUGUACUCUGAGGCGAGGAAGCUGAACGUGGGGAGUCGGUCAGACUACGUCAUUCGUCUCUUGGGCAUCUGCCUCCAGCCACAAUUCGCCAUCGUGAUGCCCUUCAUGGAGAACGGAUCCCUAACCGACCUACUACAAAACAUCGACGUGCCCUGGGCCCUGAGGUACAGAAUGGCACGUGAGACAGCCAUGGGGAUGACCUUUCUGCACAGCCAGGAUCCACAGAUCAUCCACUGUGAUCUGAAGGCAGAAAACGUUCUACUUGAUGGCGAUUUCCACGUGAAGAUUUCAGACUUUGGCCUUUCCAAAUGGAAGAUGCAGUCCCGCAUCGUGACUGAAAAGAGCCCGAUGGGCGGGACCCCCACGCAUGUUCCACCGGAGUUCUUUGACACAGACGCCGGUCCAACCGACAAGGCUGAUGUGUACAGUUUUGGUGUACUGCUGUGGGAGAUUGCAACUCGAAGAAGGCCCUAUCGAGAUGCCCAAGGCAGAUUGAACAUCAGCACGCCACUCAGUUGUUACGUGACAGGCGGAGGGCGGCCGGACAUGUCCCUGGUACCCACAGACGUGCCGGGUGUAGACACUGUUAACCAACUGAUGCAAGCAUGUUGGAGUCAGAGUCCAGAUGACAGGCCUUCGUUCCAGGAAUGCGUGGACCAACUGCGUGACGUAAACGACUUAUCCAGUGAUGAGGACGUCCUAGAGGCCAUCAUCAACGUACGGCGGGAGAAAAAGGCUGUCAAGUAGAUCAUUCCGCAAUACGUCAAAGACAGCAAAGCAGAUGAUUUGGACACGGAAAGUUUCUAUGCGUAUGCCGAGACUUAGAAAGUUUAGACGUUAAGUCUUGCCUAGUCGGUUGUUAUGCGGUGACUUUGUUUCAUCAAAGUAUAUUUGAUUGUCAAAGUACUUUAAGUAAGAUGAGUAAAUAUCUUAGCAGGUGGAUUUUUCACUAUUAAAAGAAGCUAAUUACUGAUGGGUUUGUUUGCGAACAUGGUGACUAAAACACAUGGAUUUCAUGGUCUUCUUUUCGUGGUUGUAGAUAAUGUCUUUCGCAGCAGAAGACACGUUUUCCAAAUCGAAGAUUUCUUGUAAAUUAUAAUUCGAGAAAUAUUCAUCUGCUGGUAGAUGGUUGCGGUGGUUUGCAAUGUGCACUAUCGGAAUUACCAUACACUAUGUGUCAGG
This is a messenger RNA of Branchiostoma floridae (Florida lancelet), 4426 nucleotides long. Its product is annotated as p53-induced death domain-containing protein 1-like. Gene Ontology annotation, biological process: protein phosphorylation. Gene Ontology annotation, molecular function: protein kinase activity; ATP binding; protein binding. Lineage: Eukaryota; Metazoa; Chordata; Leptocardii; Amphioxiformes; Branchiostomatidae. The record is from RefSeq and is a predicted model, not a curated record. The transcript has 15 exons. The coding region runs from base 122 to 3991 and encodes 1289 amino acids.